Alosa alosa (allis shad) is the source of this 2161-nucleotide messenger RNA. RefSeq lists its product as uncharacterized. Gene Ontology annotation, cellular component: nucleus; cytoplasm. The coding region runs from base 314 to 787 and encodes 157 amino acids. The transcript has 3 exons. The record is from RefSeq and is a predicted model, not a curated record. Gene Ontology annotation, biological process: negative regulation of double-strand break repair via nonhomologous end joining; double-strand break repair via nonhomologous end joining. Lineage: Eukaryota; Metazoa; Chordata; Actinopteri; Clupeiformes; Clupeidae.
UACUCAAGGGAAUGAGCCUACCUACAAUUUAGUGUUAUGGCGUGAAACCGAAACACGGGAUUAUCUAAAGGGAGUCUGGAAGCUUGAAAAAAACACCAGUAGCCUAAACAACUGCCAAUAAAACGGAAACGGAAAUGCGUUUUUUUGUGUGUGUUGUUAAUUUAAUGGUCACAGCUGGGUCCCAUUCCUGUUACUAGCGUAUUCCAGUAGCCUACCGGCAUAGGCUACAGACAGGUUUUGUACGGUUGUUACAAUUCAAUGCUACAUAAUAAAUGAUGCAGACUGAAUAGACCUUCCAAACAAACACAGGUAAAUGGCUAACAAACAACGAGAACUCCCAUCCUGGAUGGGAAGGAUGCGUAAAGAAGGCGACUGCUUCACCAAAAAAGUUACAACUAAAGCAAAAAAGAAGCUCUCUCCGAGGAUGACGGUCUAUCUUCUGAAUGAACGUGAACUCGUGCAAAGCGCUCUCGUCUUCGGGGACGUGGAAGACCGAAUAUGUAAAGGACUUUCAGAAAAGGUAUUCAAAACGGAUCUUCCAGAAGACAGAAUACAAGAAGGAAUCAACUCUUGUGAGCAGGGUGCCUUUGAUUUAAUGUGUGCAAGGACAUGCAUUUCAGAAGCAUGGUUGGACACCGCAGACCUAGAGACUCUCCCUUAUGGUAGUAAUGACCAGGGGCACAAAUCAGGCAAUGAGAACUGUGUAACCAGUAUUUUGACAGAGCAUCCUGAUACUCCAUCUGAUGAUGAUGCUUUGAAGCUUGUGAGGGAGAUUUUUUUCAAAUGACGGAGGCCUUUAUCUUUCAAGACUAAGUUCAUUGGUCACAAUUCGGACAGAAGCCUGCAUCUUUAUAGGUAAAGCACUGGAAUGGAAUAAGAACUUUCCUGUAUAAAAUGUGUACAUGUAUUGAAGGAUGGUGAUAUCACAUACUUUAGUUUGCCCACAGCACUCAAGUUGUGGCCAGAAUACAAAAUGGUCAGUGUGUCUGUACCACCCAUACUAUUUUAAUUGACCUUUAUUCUACAUUUGUUGUGAAACUCUUUUCAGGCUAAACAAAAGGCAUUGUGAUGUCUCAUUAUGCACAUGGUCACUAGAAUCCAGACUGUGCAGGGCUUGUAUGUCCUAGGAAAUGAUAGUGGCAUGAUAACAUCCCUCUGUAGGACAGCAUCAUAUUAAUAUAGUUGUCCUAUAAGUCAAGACAUUAAAACUUUCAUGUGAAACAAAAUUCAUUUUUAUUUUAAAAUAUCAAAAUAUAUACCCAUAAACCUCUUGAUACAUCUUUUGUAAAAGAUUAAGUUGAUUGUUUUUAGCUACCAGAUGAGACUAUAAGGUUUCCCAAUCAAAGUCAAAUGUAAAAUUCCAUGACUUUUCCCUGACAAAAAACUGAAAUUCCAUGAACUACUAUAUAAUGAAUAGUAUAACAUACCAACCAAAGAUUUAAGAGCAGCUGCAGAGCGUUCAAGAAUCUUUUACUUUUUUAGAGUGGAAGAUGAAUAAAUGGGCACUGAAUAAACAAAAUUGGGCUAACCACAACUACUCAAACAAGCAGUAAAGCCAAUAACCAGAUAUACACCAAUUCUGCGGGGAAAUAUCUGUUUUAAUGUAUUUUGGCAAGUAAAUUUGAAACCGCUACAACAAAAUUGCUGAUAUUCCAUGACACUGCCCCAAGAAUGAUUAAAUUCCCUGACUUUCCAUGUCUGGAAUAGACUUUCUAAAAUUCCAUGAUAUUCCAUGAUCCGUGGGAACCCUACCUACCCUCAUUUCCCGAAAAAUGGAAUUUCACAACUGCAUUUAAUUGCACAAAUCAUGGAAGUACAGUGUUAGAAAAAUAUAUCUUGCAUUAGAGGUCUCCUGUCCAUACAAUAACACCUCUUAUCAUCCAACGAGCGACAGAGGAAAGCAUCCCCACUCUGACAACAGCAUCAUCUCCACGGGAUCUCCUGCCAAUUCACCGCAGGUUUCUAGAGCAUUCACGCCGUAAACAUCUGAUCAAAAUACGGACUGUGGCUCCUGUGUCCAAAAGUUCUGCUGCUUCAGAGGGAUCACGUGACAAUUUGAACUCUCCCACUCCUCCGCAAACAAGUCAAUUCUUCAAAUGGCACUUCUCAAUGUGAGAUCUCUAUCCAAUAAGACAUUUAUUUUUGAAUGAUUUUAUUUCAU